AGGAUUGCGUUUCACUAACAUAGCGUAUAUUUACGCAGCUUUAGGUUUACGCACAGAAUUUACGCCGAACGUAAAUUAUUGCGUACGCCGUUUCACUAAAAUGUGCGCAAAAUUUACGCUGCGCGUAAGUGUUGUUUAGCCUGUCAUGUGCGCGCGGACGCUUGAGAAAGUCAUCGUCUGCAACAGUAUCUACUGUAAACAAUGGACGCGAAAACGAAGGUAAAGAAAGCGAAUUGGUCCAAAAACGAGUUUGAGACGCUCGUUUGCGAGUACGAGAAUAAAUAUGACGUGCUCGAGGGUGGUCUGUCUAUUUCCCUCACUGGAAUGGACAAACGGAAGGCAUGGGAAAGCGUUAUGGACGCUGUCAACAGCACCAGCUUAAUAAGCCGAACUGUUGAUGAAUUUAAGAAGAAGGUUAGCGACCUGAAGGUGAAGGCCCAUAAAAAAGAAAGAGCCAGGGUGCAGUAUGAGCGGGGCACGGGUGGAGGACCCCCUUCAGAGGAAUUGGGUCCUCUAGAAAAAAAGAUGCUGGAACUCCUUCCUUUGGAAUCGGUACAUGGCCAUGAAGAUGGUUUUGAUACCUUCAAGCCCAGUUCUUCAUGUAUUCCAUAAUUCCAUGAACUACCACAAGCACUGGCCGAGAUAAAAGUUGUUUUGUAUGCAAUUGUAUAAAUAUAUAAAGAUUAAUGAUAAUUGCUUAAAAGUGACAUUUAUAUGUUAUGCAUUACAAAUACAUGGAAGUUGUUAUUUAUAAUUGUGUUCGGUUUAUGAUCAAUAUAUUGAUUUAUUUGCAUGAGCACUGCAUUUAUGAAACUUAAUUUAUGAAAUUUAUAUUAUAGCAUCAAUGCAUGGUCUGGGUAACUCAUCCAAGUCUGCUGUAAUUGAAUACAAGGUUGAUGACAGCACGCCUGAGCCCAGUGAUAUUCAGUGUCAGCAAAGUCAGAAAGCUGCCAGUGUGAGUUCCACACCAAGCAAAAGAGAGAAGACGCCACAGAAAAGGAAAAUAGGUGAUGUUACAGCUUACCAGGAAAGGCUGAUAGACUUACAAGAGCAGCAGCUCAAACUAAAGCAAAUGAAAAUAGAGGAAAUGCAGAAGAUGCGAAAGGUUGAAGAGCAGAAGUUGGAGGAAUUGAAGAAGAUCCAUACUUCUGUGGAUGCCCUUUUGUCAUUUGUUAUGCUAAAUCAGUGUUAA
Dreissena polymorpha is the source of this 1192-nucleotide messenger RNA. RefSeq lists its product as uncharacterized. NCBI's taxonomy places the organism in Eukaryota, Metazoa, Mollusca, Bivalvia, Myida, Dreissenidae. Bases 845 to 1192 code for a protein of 115 amino acids. Gene Ontology annotation, cellular component: nucleus. The transcript is spliced from 7 exons. The record is from RefSeq and is a predicted model, not a curated record.